This is a messenger RNA of Brassica napus (rape), 858 nucleotides long. RefSeq names its product mucin-2-like. The record is from RefSeq and is a predicted model, not a curated record. The transcript has a single exon. Bases 1 to 858 code for a protein of 285 amino acids. NCBI's taxonomy places the organism in Eukaryota, Viridiplantae, Streptophyta, Magnoliopsida, Brassicales, Brassicaceae.
AUGCAAAACGUCUGGCAAGUCCCUGGCCGUGUUUCCGGCCUGAACCCUCUGUCAGUGGCCGCUGGCGAUCACCCAGACCCUACGCCUGCCCCUCCCGACCCCCCAGACCCUUCCUCCCCGAUCUCUCCUCAGGAAUUCCCCCCCCUGAACUCGUCUCCACCAACUACCUCCAAACGCACCUCCCCCUCUUUAACCUUCACUGCUGGUGCUGCUAAAGCUUCAGCUUCUGGUCCUCAUCCUUCUGUUCGUCAACCUCCUGGCACAAGAAGAAUGAAGCCCACAACUUUUCCAUACACUGUUCCAAAAUCUGGAUCUACUACCACUGUUCCAAAAGUUGGAUCUGAAACCACUGUUCCAAUAUUUGGAUCUGUAAACACCGUUCUUCAAUCUCACCCUCAGGUUCCUUCUUCUUCUGGACCUGAAUCUGUUCCCUCACAAUCCCAACUUACCAACAACUUACUACCUGACUCAAACCCCAUAAUUCUCCCACCAAAAAACUCACCACUUCUUAAAUCCAACUUAGCAUCAUCCUCUCAUACCACCACCGUACCUCCCCCUAACAGCCAAACGACCACCCCUCCACAAACCCUACCUAUUUCUCCCCCUCUGCUAAUCCCAAACACCCAACCCCCUCCCAUUCCUCAGACUACCUUGGUUGAAAGACUCUGUGCUUCAGAAGACAAAACCUUGCGCCGACUAGCUCCUGUUACUGUCGCGCCUUCUGGUAGACCUAGAGUCCUAAUACCUGAUUCAGUCUUUCAAAAAGGAGCGGAAAUCCACAAAGACUUUAUCAUCUGUUACUUCAACGGAAGACCUCCUCCCUUCAUUCAGAUUCAAAGUGUCUUCAACCACUUGUAG